This is a messenger RNA of Scheffersomyces amazonensis, 384 nucleotides long. RefSeq lists its product as uncharacterized. The record is from RefSeq and is a predicted model, not a curated record. NCBI's taxonomy places the organism in Eukaryota, Fungi, Ascomycota, Pichiomycetes, Serinales, Debaryomycetaceae. The transcript has a single exon. Bases 1 to 384 code for a protein of 127 amino acids.
AUGUACAUGUUAGUAAUGGUUCUACUGGGAAGUAUGAGAGAUAUAAUUUUAGAUCACGCUGAUUUCCUUAUAUUCCAACAUUUUUAUAUGGGUUUCUCAAAUUUCAAUUUAUUAAAUAUGUCAGGUUUCUAUUGUCUUGAAGAAGACUUUUACAAUUCUAUCACACAUUCAAAUAAAAAUAAAAUUCAUCAAUUAGCUGAUGAAUCGUUGGAUACGUUGCAUGGAAUUGAUCUGAUAGGCUCUCUCGAUAAAUCCAAUAUUAUAUAUGAUGGAAAUAUCAUUAUUUUUAAUGAAAAGUUUUGCGUAAAUAUUGGAACCCAGCCUGAGAAUGAGGACGAAGAUGAGAGACUUAAUAUGCCCAUAUCACGACGAAUUCUAUAUUAA